AUGAAACGAGAACACGUGUUAAAUUGUAACUUUUCAGCGUGGUACCCAAAGUUUAAAAAUAUCACCAUUAGAAGCCGGGUAAUUCCACUUCCUAAAGAGUUCGUUGAUUAUCUGAAAGCUGAUAAUGUGGUCUUACCCGGAGAACCUGUGUCAGCAGUAUCUGGGGCGGAAGCUGAGAGUGAUUCAGAAGAAUGGCUGUCUUUGGAUGAAGAUCCAAACGAACAAGCAAUCAGUGCUCCGGAGUUCAAUGAGGUGGAUUCUGCAAUCAGAGAAGCUAUUGUUGAUUUGGAAGGCACUGUUUUUCCCAAAUUGAAUUGGAGUUCCCCUCUAGAUGCGUCCUGGAUCUCAUUUGAUGGCACACUGAAAUGCCAAUCUCCAAAUGAUAUUUAUCUUCUGCUCAAAAGCUCUGACAAAAUUUCUAACAUCCUUUUUGACUCUUUCAAACAUUGUGAUGAUGGAGAAGGUGAAAUGACUGAUGGUUUUGAGCUGGUACUUCGCAAAUGGAAGGAUAUAAAUCCAGGGAUAGAAUUCAGAUGCUUUGUCAAGGACAACAACCUGGUUGCAAUAUCCCAAAGAGACACAGCAAGUUGCUAUGACUUUAUUGCACAAAAUGAGACAGACAUUUGCAGUGAUAUAGCAAACUUUUUUAGAAAGAAAGUAGCUUACAAAUUUCCUGACAGUUCUGUUACAUUUGAUGUCUACCGGUAUUCACCACAGAAAAUUUUGCUAGUUGACUUUAAUCCUUUUGGCGCACAAACAGACCCUCUACUUUUCACAUGGGAGGAACUCAAAGACCCUGCCCUUUGCAUCACUUAUAAUGAUGAUAAGUUUCAUGGUGUUUUCAAGUAUGUAACAAGUGAUGGAGGGGUGCAGCCCAAUCCUUCUCACUUCAGCAGAAUGCCGUCAGAUAUCAAUGAUUUAGCUUGCGGCAAUGAUGUCAACAAGUUAGUUGAUCUUCUAAAUGUGAGAAAUUUGAUAAGGCAACCUGGAGAGGAAUCUGAUGAUGACUAG
This is a messenger RNA of Porites evermanni, 1011 nucleotides long. Lineage: Eukaryota; Metazoa; Cnidaria; Anthozoa; Scleractinia; Poritidae. The record is from the annotation of a GenBank genome assembly.